UCCGCCCUACCUACCCUUGGGGCCGCUGCCGCCGCUACUUCCUCCAGCGGUUGCGGCGAGGAGGCGGCCCGCAGACUGGCCCACCAUGCCGUCCACUCCGUUACCGCCCAAGGAGAGCAACCUUUUCAAGCGGAUUCUGAAAUGUUAUGAACAAAAACAAUACAAAAAUGGACUCAAAUUUUGUAAGAUGAUUCUCUCCAAUCCAAAGUUUGCUGAACAUGGAGAAACCUUGGCAAUGAAAGGACUGACCUUGAACUGUUUAGGAAAAAAAGAAGAGGCAUAUGAAUUUGUGCGUAGGGGACUUCGUAAUGAUGUCAAAAGUCAUGUCUGUUGGCAUGUUUAUGGACUCUUGCAGCGCUCUGAUAAAAAAUAUGAUGAAGCAAUUAAAUGCUAUCGUAAUGCUCUUAAGUUGGAUAAAGACAAUCUACAAAUACUAAGAGAUCUCUCACUGCUCCAGAUCCAAAUGAGGGAUCUUGAGGGAUACAGAGAAACCAGAUAUCAGCUACUCCAGCUGCGACCUACUCAGAGGGCUUCAUGGAUUGGAUAUGCAAUUGCAUAUCAUUUGUUGAAGGAUUAUGAUAUGGCCUUAAAGCUACUGGAAGAAUUUAGAAAAACUCAACAGAUUCCUCCUAACAAAAUAGAUUAUGAGUAUAGUGAAUUAUUAUUGUACCAGAAUCAAGUGAUGAGAGAAGCAGAUCUGUUUCAAGAAUCUUUGGAACAUGUAGAAACUUACGAAAGGCAGAUAUGUGAUAAGCUCAUGAUCAAUGAAAUCAAAGGAGAAAUGUUAUUAAAGUUGGGAAGACUAAAAGAAGCUUCUGAAAUAUACAAAGAACUCAUUGAUCGGAAUUCAGAAAAUUGGCAUUACUAUGAAGGCUUGGAAAAGGCUCUACAAGCACGCACUUUAGAACAAAGGCUAGAAGUAUACGAAGGAAUAAGUAGGCAACAUCCAAGAGCUGUUUCACCUAGAAGAUUACCUCUAAACUUUGUCACAGGUGAGAAAUUUAGAGAACUGAUGGAUAAAUUUCUGAGGGUCCACUUCAGUAAAGGCUGCCCACCCUUGUUUACUACACUGAAAUCUUUGUAUUACAAUACAGAAAAGGUUUCCACAAUUCAAGAACUUGUUACUGGUUAUGAAAUGUCUUUGAAAACCUGUGAUCUGUUUAGUCCAUAUGAAAACGGAGAGCGAGAGCCCCCAACUACAUUGCUUUGGGUUCGUUAUUUCCUUGCUCAGCACUUUGACAAACUUGGUCAGUUUUCCUUGGCCCUGGAUUACAUUAAUUCUGCUAUUGCAAGUACUCCAACGUUAAUAGAGUUGUUCUAUUUGAAAGCAAAAAUUUACAAGCAUGUAGGCAAUGUCAAGGAGGCUGCCAAAUGGAUGGAUGAAGCACAAUCACUGGAUACAGCUGAUAGAUUCAUCAAUUCCAAAUGUGCAAAAUAUAUGCUACGAGCAAAUAUGGUGAAAGAUGCAGAGGAAAUGUGUUCGAAGUUCACAAGGGAAGGAACAUCUGCAAUGGAGAAUCUCAAUGAAAUGCAGUGUAUGUGGUUCCAGACAGAAUGUGCUUUAGCUUUUCAGAGAUUAGGAAAAUAUGGGGAUGCCUUGAAAAAAUGCCAUGAAGUGGAGAGGCACUUUUUUGAGAUAACAGAUGAUCAGUUUGACUUCCAUACAUACUGCAUGAGAAAGAUGACGCUGCGUGCCUACGUUGAUCUCUUGAGAUUGGAAGAUGUUCUCAGAAAACACGCCUUCUAUUUCAAAGCUGCUCGGUCAGCAACUGAAAUAUACUUGAAGCUACAUGAUAAUCCACUAGCCAAUGAAAGCAAAGAACAAGAAGUAAAUUCAGAAAACCUUUCUGCCAAAGAACUUAAGAAGAUGCUUAGUAAGCAAAGACGAGCACAGAAGAAAGCUAAACUUGAAGAAGAAAGAAAGCAUGCAGAAAGAGAGAGGCAGCAGAAGAAUCAAAAGAAGAAACGAGAUGAGGAAGAAGAAGAAACUAGUGGUCCGAAGGAAGAAUUAAUACCCGAAAAACUGGAAAGGGUUGAUAAUCCAUUAGAGGAAGCUAUUAAGUUCCUUAUACCACUUAAGAAUCUUGUGGCAGACAACAUAGACACACAUCUCUUAGCAUUUGAAAUAUAUUUUAGGAAAGGAAAAUUUCUAUUAAUGUUACAGUCCGUUAAAAGAGCUUUCACAAUUGACAGUAAUAACCCAUGGCUACAUGAAUGUUUGAUUAAAUUCUCCAAAUGUGUGUCUGAUCAUAGCAAUUUGCCAGAAAUUGUGAACAAAGUUCUAACACAAGAAAUGCAGAAGAUCUUCAUUAGCAAAGAUUUGGAAAGUUAUAAUGAAGAAUUCCUCAAACGUAAUUCUACCUCCAUACAGCAUCUGCUGUCAGGUGCCAAGAUGAUGUAUUUCCUGGACAACUCAAGGCAAGAGAAAGCUAUUGCUAUUGCUACUAGACUAGAUGAAACUAUAAAAGACAAACAUGUAAAGACUUUAACAAGAGUUUUGGAGUCCUUACUUGAUGGCAGCUUUGGAACAUGUCACACCCAGAGUGAGGAGUAUCGAAUAGCCUGCCACAAAAUGUUCCCUUUAGCUUCUGCCUUUAUGUCUCCUACAAACGAAGAUGAUGGUUGUUUUUUAUCAGUCAAUCAUACAACUGUUAAUCAUGAUGUACUGUCCAAUGAAAUUUAAAGUAGGAAAAAGCUAUUUCCCUUUCAGACUGGAUGCAGAGUUCCUUCUGAGGAUACGUUGAAACAGUGGAAGUGUGUAACAGGCAAUUGAAUGAAAAUGUACUGUGAUCAUUUUCUCUCAACAAGAGCUGACAAUAUUUAUGUAAAGAUUUAUCUCUCAGUAAUACUGGUCAUGUUUAUACUUGUACAGUUAUGAAUCUUUUCAUCUUAAAUCACGCGCACUAAAAUUGACCAUUCACAUAGAUGUUGUUACAUAUACAAGUAAAUACACUUAUUUCUUACAAAACAAACCGAGAAAAGUUGGCAAACCAGGAUUUAUAUAAAGUUGCAUGUCUUGUCCAUUGUUUCCAUUUUUUAAAAUGUUUCUUUCAAAGCACAAAUCCUCACCAUAGAUAAUAGCAAUGUUCUGCCAAUUCAGAUAUGGCAACAGUGCUGAUUAAUUUGGAGAGCUUGUUUGUGUUUUUAAUUAUUUUUAAAAGGAUCUUUCCCCCAUGAUUGUUUGAAUAGCUUAAUUAACACUUUAAAACCAAUGAAUGUCCAUUAUAUAUUUGUUUCUUUAUUAAGUAGCAAUUUUGAAAUACUAUAACAUCUCAAAAACAUAGAAAGAGACAGUAUCAUCCUGUCCAGAUAAUGAGUUCUGUUUACAGUGCAGAGCUUAUUAAAACUAAAGAGGUAAACUCUAAUUCAAUAAUUCCUGAAAUGUUGUUGCUGUAGAGGCUAUAAAACAAUUAGCAUUUAUGAUUUGCUUUUUUAAAAAUUAAAGUGAGCACAAUUAGUCUGACUACAAAUCACAGCUAAACUUUUUUAUUUUGGUGUAUACCUGAAUGCAUCACGCAUAUGACAUAUCAGGUUUUAAUUCUAUUGUCUUAAAUGUCUUACUUCAGGAAGUAAAUAGCUAUUCAUGAUGACUUUAUAUAAACUGCUGUUAAAACUUAAAAUACACUGUGGCUUGUACAAAAAUACAUUUUCUGGAAAAUAAUUAAACCAUUUGGUUUGCAUUUUAUGGUUAAUGUAAAUAUUUAAGUAAUACUACUUAGGCCCUAUGCAAAAUUCAAGAAGGGAAGGUUUAUCAAGACAACUGGUUCCUAAGACAGUCUUUGUCAUAUGUUUGGGAUCAGUUGAAUGAAAACUCACUGUAACAUAAUGCCAACCAAUGUAAUACUGUAAUAAAUUAUUUUGUACACAUUG
Molecule: messenger RNA, 3870 nt
Organism: Pogona vitticeps (central bearded dragon)
Lineage: Eukaryota; Metazoa; Chordata; Lepidosauria; Squamata; Agamidae
Gene: NAA16
Product: N-alpha-acetyltransferase 16, NatA auxiliary subunit
Biological process (GO): N-terminal peptidyl-methionine acetylation
Cellular component (GO): NatA complex; cytoplasm
Molecular function (GO): protein binding
Source: RefSeq, a predicted model, not a curated record